Molecule: messenger RNA, 984 nt
Organism: Seriola aureovittata
Lineage: Eukaryota; Metazoa; Chordata; Actinopteri; Carangiformes; Carangidae
Gene: syce2
Product: synaptonemal complex central element protein 2
Exons: 5
Coding region: 195-674 (159 amino acids)
Biological process (GO): synaptonemal complex assembly
Cellular component (GO): central element
Source: RefSeq, a predicted model, not a curated record
UAACCACAGACUGUAUUGAAUUAUAUUAUAUACUGUUUUUGAUUUUUAGCAACAUAAUCUUAAAACGCUAAAAAAAAAUAUAAUGCAGUUCUUGGGACUUCGGCUUGUUUUAUAAGUGAAACAUAAAAAGAAAACCACGGGACUAUCCAUCAAGACACAUUCAGAUUCAGACGUGCAGAGUCAACCAGACCAAGAUGGAUUUCUUCUUUGAGGACCUCACUUUACCGUCCACAUCCCAGUCCACUCCCAAGAGCGGGCGUGAAGAUACACAAAUGACAGAAGACACAGAGCAUGACUCAUCAGUGGGGAAGUCCUCAAACAUGAGCAUGGCUGAGAGUCAAGAGGAUCAUACCAGCUCAAGCAUAGAUUACAUCAGCAGAAGAGUGCAGGAACUGCUAGAAAAGAUUAACGGCAGCCGCACCAGUGACCAGAAAAUCAUGGACAGCUUUCAGGAAAAGUUAACGGAGAAGGUGUCAGAGACGUGCCGGCAGAUGAAGGAGCACAUGUUCACAGUCUAUGAGGAGAACGGUAAUGAGAUGCAGGUUAAGCUGCAGGAGCUGACUGAGGUGCUGGAGAGCUGCACCAAGCUCAACAAUGAGCUCCUGGAGGCCAGCCAGGCUCUGACUAGUCUCAGAGAGGGUCUGACCAUUAGCCAGACAUCAGAAUCCCUGUAAACUAGUGGUUGUUCUGAAUAGGUUCAUGUGUUCUUGUGUUUAUUAUUAUAAUGAGCGUUCAGAAUAGUUCACUUUGUCUGCCAAAAUGCUGCCAUGGGUAACAUUACUCAUUCUGGUUUCCUCUUUCCUCUUCAUUCUUCCUUUUUCCAAGAAUACUCAGUUGUCUGUGUCUCUGUAGUUCAGGUUACAGCUCACAAUUGCAGUCAAAGAAUACAAAAAAAAAUAAGCUGAAUCCAUGUUUUAUUUAUGUUCAGUUUCAGUAUCUGUUGAGUCAAUAAAUAAAACUACAAAUAACAAAGAAUAAACCAAA